AUGGCUUCUUCGGUGGCGGAGGACGCGUCCGAGCGCGGGGCCUCGGGGAUUCUGGCUCGGCUCUUUCCGCGGUUUAGCAGGUGGUGGAGUCGGCGUCAAGCGCGUCGAAAUCAGCACGUGUUUUUCGUAACCAAUUACGAUGCACACGAAGACGGGUUCAUUCGCGACAGACUCCUGGCCAAGUCGGCGGGCGCCUACGGGGAGGAGGGCGCCGCGGCUGAGGCCUCUUCAACGCCUGGGGCUGAGCGGCAGCUCCUCGGCGCCGACACCGGCGAGAAACCACGGGAGGCGUUUCUGCCGGAGAGCCCCGGGGGGGCGUUCCUGCAGGGCAUUCGGUCAGACAACGAAAUUCACACGGCCAAGUACUCGCUGCUGUCGUUUUUUCCGCUCGUGCUCUUUUACCAGCUCACGCGUUUUUCGAACUUUUACUUCAUCUGCAUUGCAAUGCUUCAGCUGGUGCCCGCCAUCAGUCACUCGGGCGGCGUGCCGACGUACCUGAUCCCCAUCUCCAUCAUCAUUGGGCUCUCGGUUGUGAAAGAGUUCUUUGAGGACUACGGCCGGCACCGAAGCGACGAGGAAGAAAACUCGAAGCGCGUGCUGGUCUUCGAAAAAGGCGAACUCGUUGAGAAGCAGUGGCGCCACGUGCGCGUCGGCGACGUGGUGAAAAUCACUGCGGGGGAGCAGUUCCCGGCGGAUCUCGUCUUGCUUAACUGCGCCCACGACUUUGGCAUUUGCAACGUGGAGACCAAGAACGUGGACGGCGAAAGCAACGUAAAGAGUCGAUUCUGUCUGCCGAAACUCACGCGCAUCUUCGCCGACGACGAGACGGCUGGAAAAGCGAAAGUCCGCUUCCUCUGCGAACCCGUGUGCGACAACCUCACGAGCUUCACAGGCAAGGUCAUUCUACCCGCCUUGAGGAACUGCGAGAGCGAAGAGCAAGCGGCCAGAGGGAGCAGGCGCCGGCGGCGCAGCUCCAGAGGCGCAGGUCGCGAGAGCCGCGACAUGACGGCGGUCGACCGCAAGGAGAGCAACACGCACAAGGCAGCUGCAACGAGCUUCCAUGCCGACGACACAAGCGGUGGCGCCGGGCGGCGCGUCGCCUUCAACGUCGUGCUCCCCCAGCGGCCCUCGUCUGCGUCGGGGGGCUUGGGUGCGGAGGACGACAGGCGCUCCAGCCUCGAAGGGCCUGCGGCCGUCGCAGCAAGCGGCAGCGCCGACAGCUCCUCAGCGGAGAGCGCAGACGAGAGGCCAGCGCAGGCCGUCAGCUUCGACGGCGCGCGAGUCGUGGACCGGGGCGAGGACCCGAGUGCGGAGUUCCGCGAACGGAACCGCGUGGGAAAGUGGAAAAAGGAGGCGAAGAAGUGGCGCUCGCGCAGCAGGAAACCCGAGGCCCCGGUCGACCGCGAAGAGGAGGAGGAAGAAGCGGCGCUCAGCUUCAAACAACUCCUCCUCAGAGGCACCUCCAUGGUCGAAACAAAGUGGGCGUACGGCGCUGUCGUCUAUGCAGGCAAGCAGACGCGGCUGAUGAUGAACGGACGCGUGGGGUCGAUGCAGAAGUGGUCGCGCCUGGAGUUGAACUACAGCUCGCACGUCGUGGUGAUGAUUCUCGUCCAAGUCCUCUCUGUGCUGCUUCUCUCGUUCAUGUCGAUCUACUGGAUUGAGACGCAGGGGUACCGCGCGACCUACUUAGAUCUGCGCCACUACGUGUCAACCCUGGAAAACUUCGGCAUCACCUUUGGGGCCACCUUCCUCGUCUUCGCCUCCUUCGUCCCCAUCGACCUCUUCAUGCUCUGGGAAAUCUGCAGAUUCGUUCAGGGCCUCUUUAUCAACUUCGACGACCAGAUGAAGAGUGCUGAGACGGGACGCCACGCCCUCAGCCAGGCUUCGCAGCUGAUUGAGGAGAUGGGCAACGUGACCCACGUGUACAGCGACAAGACGGGAACUUUGACGAAGAACCUGAUGCAGCUCAAGUGCGUCGGUCUGGGUCACAGCUUCGAAUACGGCAUGGACAAAUGGUGUGACGAACGCGCCAGCAUGAACGUGACCGACCGCGCGUUUCAGAAACAAAUGCGACAGCUCAAGGCGGACGCCCACCGGCGCAGCAUGCUCUCGCGGCGCCUCUCGCAGGCCCCGCCGCCGGUGCUGGACCGUGCGAGACACCUCUUCCUCAUCAUGGGCAUAUGCCACACAGUUUUGAUUCGCGAGAAGAAGGCUGAGCAGAAGGAGGCCGCGAAGGCCCCGAGCCCGCGGGGGUUCAUGGAGCGCAUUACCACGACUGUGCUGCCGCGCAGCGAAGCGCCCGCAGCACGCGAGGAGGAGGCGCGCCGCGGCCGCGGCCUGAGCCGCGGUAAGACGCAGCUGCGAACCACGAGCGAACAACCCCGCCAGAAGCGGCAGGGUGCGAAACUGGCGACGCUGGCGGCCUUCUCGAUUUGCAGCAGCGCAGGGAGUGUGGACGCGGAGACGGGGACGAGACGCAGGUCGACGCUCCGCCACAUGCGGAGGAGCCAGAGCCUGUCAGGCGUGCAUCCAGGCGACGGCCGGAUGGUCGCGUCAUACACUGAGUAUUCGCGGCUGGAAAGCGACGACGACUUUACGCCCUCGCCGAGACGCACCGCGUGGUUCGACGAGGCCUCGGGCUUCGCCUUCCGCGACUUCGAACCCGAGCCCCCCGAGUACGACGCUAGCUCGCCGGACGAGCUGUGCCUCAUCAGUGCGUGCAAUUAUUUCGGCUUGGAGUUCGCCGCGCGCCCCUCGCUCUUGGACAUGGAGCUCGAGCUCACCUCGUCCUUCAUGGUUGAGUUGCUUCUGGGCUGGAAACGCGAGGCGGAGAUGCGGCAGCAGAGCUCGCCGGGUGACGCGCGCGAGGCCCGUGCGAGUGCACCAAACGUCGCAGAGCCGCCAACAGGCACCCCUGCAUCCCCCAGCCAGGCGUCUGGCAGCUGGCGGCAGCGCAGUCCCGACUUCACAGAGAUGACUGAGCAGCUCAUUGUGAAGCAGCUGGAGCGCGCGCAGCGCCUCAUCGCUGGAGAGCGACACCAAGCGGCGCGGGCGCCGGCGCAGGGUGCCUCGCCGUCGUUCGAGUUCGACGUGCCCGACGGUCAAAAGAGCGGUCAAGAGACCUCACGGCCGGCGAUGGCUGGGGACGCAGCGGAGGGCGCGCCGGGGGACAGGCACGACAGGAAGACGGGCAGCCAUGGCGCGGUCGGCGCAUCGCCUACCAGUGCAGCGCCGACCGAGGCUUGGUGGCGGGAGGACGGUGGAGCGGGCGGCUAUGGGGUCGGGGUCUCGCAGGGACGCCGAUGCGUCUCUCACGCGGCCGUGCCGUUCCUGUCCUUCAACAUCUUGGACGUGCUCGAGUUCGACAACGACCGAAAGCGCAUGAGCGUCAUCACGCGCGGCUUCGAUGGUCGCCACCUUCUCCUCUGCAAAGGCGCCGACACCCAGAUGAUCGCGGUCGCGGAGCCUGGACAAGAUGAUCACCUGGCCGCCAUCAACGCGCAGCUGCAUGGCUUUGCUUGCUCCGGCUUGCGCACGCUGGUCUUCGGCUACCGCUACCUGCCGCCGGGGCUCUACGAGGACUUCCACAAGAAAUUCACUGCAGCGCAGCAACUCCUCGGCGACGAGCAGGAGCGAGCCGUGGCAGACUGCAUCGCGAUGGUAGAGAAGGACCUGCGCCUCGUGGGCUGCUCAGGCAUCGAGGACAAGCUCCAGGACGACGUUCAGGGCACAAUUAAGGAUCUGAAGACCGCGGGAAUGAAGGUGUGGGUGCUAACAGGCGACAAACUGGAGACGGCCAUCAACAUUGGGCACAGCACAAAUCUGAUUACCGAGGCGGCGUAUAACGCAAUCAUCGACGCUAAAAGCAAAGCCGAGAUCCUAGACCAACUUUCGAAGCACGAACGUCACUGCCGCAUGGCGAACCUCCUGGGCUACCGAGGCGAGGACGUUCGUGACAGCCAGUGGUGGGCGGAAAUCGACUGGGGAGACCUCGGGAUGAAUCCGGACGAAGACGAAGAGAUCAAAGAGCUUCUGAACGAGAAAGCGCGGUCAAAGACAUCUCGCGAAGAGCUCUCGCCGCAUCUACCUGCGCCUCCAAGCUCCAGCAAAGACAAGGUGCCAGGCGAAGAUCCAACGCCCGCAGCGACCGUCGUGAACGUCCUGACCCAGCCGCUUCCAACCGGCAGCCUCGCAGGCGACGUGGUGCACUCGGCGCCAGGCACUCAAGGGCAGGUAUCUCCGGCGGGCGAGCCGACCGCGCCGAGCGACGUGGGCAGCCAGCAAAACGCCACGGCUGAAAGGGCGCGGCUUCUCAUGAAAGACCCCGAAGUUGGCACGCCGCGGCCGUGGGACGCGUCAAGAGCGUCCAGCCGCGCGGGCUCGGCGUUCCUCGACUGGGAUCGACGCCGCAUCUCUCCUCGCGGGCACUCCCGCCGCAGCCGCGCCAAAAGCCCGCGCGCGGGGAUGGUGCGCUCUCCGAGUGCGGCCUCAUCGUGCCCGUUGGCGCCGGCAGGCUCGGCGCCUGGCGCGGAUCCAUGCGUCUCCUCUCGAGCUUCCGCGAGUCAGCCACUUCGCCCCGGAGGCCACCGCGGGCGCCUGCAAGAGAGGGAGAAGCAGCGCAACAAGGUGCGAGUGGCUCGGUCGGCGGGCGACGCGGGCGAGAUGAUUCCGGAGUCGUCGCCGAGCGCUCCCCCUGCGCUGCGGGUGGGCUCGCGGCGGAAGGGCAGAAGGCGGUUCACGGCCAGGUCGCGACUCUGGAACCCGGCGAAGCGCCUGGCGGAGGACGGUGGGUUCCGCAGCCACAAGUCGCAGGUGCGGGACUUGGAAGCCUUCUUGGAGGCUGAGAGCCUCGCCUCGUUCACGCCGGGGAAACCCGGGAUGCCUGAAGGGCUGUCGAAUCUCUCUGGCUUCGGGACCGACGUGCGGUUUCGCGAGUAUAGCGAGUUUUGUAUAACCGUCACAGGUGCGGCGCUGGCGGAGAUCAUGGGGGACCGCCUCUUGAAAGUGAAGUUCUAUUCGCUGGCGCGGCACGCGUCCACGCUGAUAGCUUCCCGCGUCACCCCCAAGCAGAAGGCCUUGCUUCUGCGGCAGAACUCCGCAUUCAACCCGAGGGGAACGUCGCUAGCGAUUGGCGACGGAGCGAACGAUGUGGCGAUGAUCCUGGCCGCUUGCGUCGGAGUGGGCAUCGCGGGCAAAGAAGGUCUCCAAGCUGCGCGGUCGGCAGACUUUGCCAUCGGGGAGUUCCGGUUCCUGCGAAAUCUGCUGUUUGUUCACGGGCGCGAGGCGCUGCGGCGCAACUGUUUUCUGGUGUAUUCGUGCAUUUUCCGCAACGCCGUCAUGUGCUGGUGCACGUUGGCGAUGAACCACCUCUGUGGCUUCAGCGGCCAGGACGUCUGGAAUCAGUGGACGAAGCAAAUCGUUUCGCUCGCGUUCAACUGUCUGCCUCUGCUGGCAUUCGUGACCCUGGACCGGCAGGUCCCGCAGAAACUCCUCUUAGAAAAUCCGGUGCUGUACGAAAUCACACCGUCCACGUUUUGGCCGUAUUACACCAGUCGAAGGAUUCUGGAGGCGCGGACGUGGAUCAACUACCUGAUUCUUGACCCCGUGUCUCGUAUGGGGUUCGCACUCGGCAGGCUCCUCAUGUGCCCUUUCGCGUGCUGUUGUGACCGGCUAGAUUUUUCAGUGCUGAACGACUGGUUCCAGCAUCGCAAGAAACCGGAAAACGACAGGUGCUACGGCACACACUGUCUGCUGGUCUGGCUGGCCUUCGCCUUCUGGGUGGCUGUCGUCCAGCUGACCUUCACCAUUUAUAGUGUGGUCGGAGCGUGGACGCCUUACGCCAAUCUGUCUCACGGCUUCACCUCGCUUCAGUUCGACUCGUUUUCACACGUUGUCGAGCUGGCUUACGUCAUCACUACCAACGGCGUGGUGGCGUUGAUGACCAACACGUGGACGGUGAUAGGCGUGAUCGUCCACGUGGGGGAGCUAGUCGCGGCGCUUAUUUUCUGGGUGAUCAUCUCAUACUGGAAAGUGUUUUUGUCCGUCGUCGGAGCCGAGAUGCUGCACGGAACCUUCGUUCUCACUUCCCUGUGCGCCCCUUACUACUUGGGACUCACCAUCACCAUCGUCGCCUGCUUUCUUCCGCUCCUAUUGCCCAUGGCGUGGCAAAUGGCUCGCCAGCCAACCCUCGAACAAGUCCUACUCGAGCAGCUCAGGCAGGGAACUUACAAGCCUGUCGAGGCGAAACGCGGUCGCCGCGCAAGCGGCGUAGCCUACGUCGCUGUGGAAGCCCCUCAGGCAGAAGGCGAGGAGACUAGGUCCGGCGCAGGCCGCGACGACGAAUACAAGGGCUUUGCCUUCACGCAUGAGCCAGUCUUUGGCGUUCUCCCCGCCCUCCAGGAGGCGUACAAAGCCAUCAAAAAGACCGGCGAAGGUGCCAAGGUGCUCCUGCGCAGGACUCACACCUUCAUCAAGGGUGGAGAGGCAACUGACAUGAAAAAGUAG
Messenger RNA from Besnoitia besnoiti, 6504 nucleotides. RefSeq lists its product as uncharacterized. Lineage: Eukaryota; Apicomplexa; Conoidasida; Eucoccidiorida; Sarcocystidae. Gene Ontology annotation, molecular function: ATPase-coupled intramembrane lipid carrier activity; nucleotide binding. The record is from RefSeq and is a predicted model, not a curated record. Gene Ontology annotation, cellular component: plasma membrane. Gene Ontology annotation, biological process: phospholipid translocation. Bases 1 to 6504 code for a protein of 2167 amino acids. The transcript has 12 exons.